GUUGCAAAUUUCCGGGGAAGCAACGGAAGAGGCUAUCUUAAAAGUUUGGAAGAAGCUGGUGCUGUUGCUUCAUCCGGAUAAGCUACAAUCCUUAGAUGAUGACACUAAAGCUAAAGGUGCAGAAGCUCUGCACGAGGUGCACGCUGCAAAAGAGGAACUGCGGCAGCGAGCGCAACAAGCUUGUGCACAGGUGCCAGUUCCUCCCACAAGAGGCAGCGCGCCGCGAUGCUUGAACGCCACACCUGGAGCAAGAAAGUACGAGAUUAGUUGGAUGCUGCCAGAAGUUCAGGAUCCCAAAGCUCCUAUUGAGAAAUAUGAGG
Molecule: messenger RNA, 320 nt
Organism: Effrenium voratum
Lineage: Eukaryota; Dinophyceae; Suessiales; Symbiodiniaceae
Source: the annotation of a GenBank genome assembly